AAAUUACCUGCAGACUCACCGAUCACUCACCUGUUUCUGGUGCGCGUCCUCGGUGACUCUUCUGUACUAGACGACAAUAUUUUACUUUGCCGUAGAUUUUUUUUCUCAGUAGUUUUAAACUGUAGCACAUUGAAGUAAUCUCUGAAAGAUUUUAUUUGUAUUGGUUUGUGGCAGAUGGCAGGCCGAUGCUGCAGCUGAUCUGUGACCCACCUUCAUCACCCUGAGCAUCCAGUCUGGAAAACAACACUGUGGAUGCCUUAAAUCAUGAGUGUCCAGGGUCCUCAUUCGAGGAAAGCCAAUGGCGUGGCUCGAACGGACAGCAAGCUCAGCGCCAAGGCCCUCUACGAACAGAGGAAAAAAUACUCCAAUUCCAAUUUUAUUAUGCAUGAGACGUCACAGUAUCAUGUUGAGCAUCUGUCCACGUUCAUUAUGGACAAGACAGAGUCCAUAGUCACUGUGGAUGAUGCCAUCAAGAAACUGGUUCUGCUAGAUUCAAAAGACAAGAUCUGGACCCAGGAGAUGCUCCUGCAGGUCACAGAUAAGGCAGUCAGGCUGCUGGACUGUGACACACAGGAAGAGUUGGAGAAUUUCCCUCUCCCGACCAUCCACAUGUGUCAAACGGUGCUGAAUCAGACGCGUUACCCAUCUGUGCUGCUGCUUGUAUGUCAGGACAGAGAGCAGCACAAGCCGGAUAUCCACUUUUUCCACUGUGAUGAGGUGGAGGCUGAGAUGGUUUACGCUGAUAUUGACAGUGCCCUCGGAGACAACAAACAUGGAAGGAAAAAGAGGCUCCAGACCCUUAAGGUGAAUCAGGAGAAAAUGAAACGUCACAGAGAAACAAUCCUGCCCCCUUCGGCCCCAAGGGACCCCAGCAUCGGUGCAAAGGGACGAGUGGCUGCCACAAAUAUGCAGGAGAGAAGUCUGUCAGGACAAAAUGACACAGAGUCCUCUGAAAAGUUAGCACAACGCAUCGAGAAGGACGUGCAAAUCCUCAACUGCGCCCUGGAUGAUAUCGAGAUCUUUGUGGCGCAGCUGCAAAAAGCGGCAGAGGCCUUUUCUCAGCUUAACCAGCGCAACAAGAGUAAGAAGAAUAAGAAGAAAGGACCAGCAGAGGGCAUGCUGACCCUACGAGCCAAGCCCCCCUCUGAAGCAGAGUUCUUUGACAGCCUGCAGAAACUGAAGCUGGCCUUCAAUCUCUUGGCUAAACUGAAGAAACACAUACAGAAUCCAAGUGCAUCUGAGCUGAUUCAUUUCCUCUUUGGCCCUUUGGAGCUGGUGCUGCAGAGCUGUGGGAGUCCUGAAUUGGCACGCUCAGUCAUCUCCCCUCACUUGUCCAAAGAUGCUGUGGACUUCCUCUGUGGACACCUUACGCCAAAAGAGAUGACCAUCUUUGAGCUCCUGGGGGACGGAUGGACCAAACCCAGAGCAGAGUGGCCCAGGGAUCAAUGCGGUCCCCCUUAUUACCCCAAAUUUCGUAAUGGGUGGGAGCCACCAGCAGAACUCUUCAGGAUGUCCCCGUGGGAGACAGAGGGACCCUCUGGACCACUGGGGUCCCCCACUAGUCCUGAUUACAGGAAACACUCAACUGAUGAGUAUUUUGGAAACCAUUCCUCAAACUCGCCAAAUGGAUCUUACAACGAGAUGCCUCCCACGCGCAAAUUUGCCAAAAUCCGCUACCACUUUGUAGCAAGGAAUGCCAACGAGCUGUCAGUGUUGCAGGAUGAAGUACUUGAGGUGAUAGAAGAUGACAAACAGUGGUGGAAACUACGGAAUCGCAGUGGCCAGGCAGGUUAUGUUCCAUAUAACAUCCUGGAUGUUGUGAAGUUAGAAGAUCCAGAAGCCUCCUACAACCAGCAGAGUUACAUGGUGACAUCACCUGGAUCCCUAAGCCCUGGUGACAGCUUCAAUAAGGGGAGACACAAAGACAAGAUGAUGGAUGAGGUCAACAGCGAGCUGUUGAUGAGAAUUACUGCAAACAAAAGUCAUCCUCCCGCCAGGAACUUCCGAGUGGAGCGAACAUCCAGCAGCCGAGUUCCGCUCACGUACGAGUCAAACCCAGAGCAAGUCAUUGCCUGGCUGAAUGCUAAAGGCUUCUCAAAACCGACAGUAGAAUGUCUGGGGAUCCUGACUGGAGCUCAGCUGUUCUCCCUCAACAAAGAAGAACUGAAGGCUGUUUGUGGGGACGAAGGUGCCCGCGUCUACUGUCAGGUCACCGUACAGAAAGGACAGCUCGAGAAGACCUGUGGAGACUCAGAGCUCCAGGAGAUCAUGAAGCGGAGACAAGAGAGGAUCGAUUCUGGCAGCGCAGACUGAACCUGCCGACUACAGUGACCCAGCUACCAUGAUCCAGUUCCUGACAUUUUCCUUCCCGACUGCAGUAACUAAAAUCAUUUACUGUUAAUUAUGUUAUACAGUAGACCAUAUUGAAAUGUUGUAUAAAAUUUUAAUUGUGUAUUUAUUUUGUAUGAAACGUGUACGCCUUCAUGUUGUUGCCUGUCGUAAUUAUUCCUUGUUGUCACAGUUUUGUGUACUUACAUUUUAAUGAGAAUUGUACUAUAUGAAAAGACUAACAUAUGAAUUCAUGUACAGUUUGUUAUGUGUGCGUGGGCCCAGUUAUGCAUAAUAUGCAUGUAAUGUACAUUAGUACGAGCAGUGAGCUUGAUGUUAAUGCUUAAUGUCAAAACUGUAGCUGUUUACAUGACUAAAUCUUCACUGCAUUAUUCAAAUCUGUGCCAGAAUGUGACACCUCCUCUUUUAUAGUCACUUGUUUUCAGAUUAUCAUUUAGAGGUGCUUUGAUAAUAAGACAUUCUUUAUUUGCAUACUGCUCUUCACUAACAUCACGACUCACCCAGUCCUAUUGGAGUGCUUCAGUUCAGCAGGUGUUAAAUACAGCUGUUCAUAAUCACUUGCUCAUGUCAGAUAUUCUGAUAAGCUCACACCACACAGAAAUGUUUUGUCGUUCUGCAUGAAGUCGCAAUAUGAAUCAAAGUCGGAUAUGAUCAUUAAUUUGCUUUUUUGCAGCAUGGCAUUCUAUAAUGUGAGCUGCACAAACAUACAAGAAUAAUGUGGAACGGAUACAGAAUGCUACAUAUGCUGAUAUUAAAGCAUAGUACGAGUUUGUAGAUAUGAAGGGAUGCACUGUUUAAAAAGUAAAUUAAUAAAACUAAUAUGGCAAAUAUUUGCUAUUUUUCUGUAAUUGUUAUGUUUAUGUCACUGCAUUAUAAUGGGGCACAAUUUGUAAAGUAAAUUAUGCUCAAAUUAAUGGUUCAGUUUUUCAUCUUGAGCAAUAAUGAUCACAA
This is a messenger RNA of Thalassophryne amazonica, 3300 nucleotides long. It is a transcript of the gene eps8l2, whose product is annotated as EPS8 like 2. The transcript has 21 exons. Gene Ontology annotation, cellular component: vesicle; plasma membrane; ruffle membrane. The record is from RefSeq and is a predicted model, not a curated record. Gene Ontology annotation, molecular function: actin binding. Lineage: Eukaryota; Metazoa; Chordata; Actinopteri; Batrachoidiformes; Batrachoididae. Gene Ontology annotation, biological process: regulation of Rho protein signal transduction; Rho protein signal transduction; positive regulation of ruffle assembly. The coding region runs from base 265 to 2313 and encodes 682 amino acids.